GUUUCUUUCAUUCAGAGCUGAUUAGCCCGGGAGAGGGCGUGAUAGCCGCGUCUGCCGGCUGUUCGGGAGAAUCGGACGUAUGCCAGAAGGGUUUAGCCGUGUUUAGGCUGCGUGCAGCAAAACCCACGAAGCGUCCUGUGACACCUUAAGGCCUACCAGAUUGGUUGGGACAUAAAAUGUCGUGGGCCAGAGCCCACUUCGUAAAACGUACGACAUGGUCAUUUAAGUGGACAGGUGUGUGUAUAGAAGAAGAAGUAAUGUAAACAAAGUGAGGCCGAAAGGUCAAGCAAUGCAAGCGAUAGCAGUAGAUAAAGAGUAGGCUGCAGAACGCAGAGGCGCACGGGAUCCAGUGCGAUGCAACGCAUCCAAGAUGCAAGAGCCAAAAUGCCACAAACAAGAAUGCGCAUGAGGCCUUGGCUGGAGAUGCAGAUUAAUUCCAAUAAAAUUCCUGGACUUUCCUGGAUCAAUAAGAAAGAAGGAUUGUUCCAGAUUCCAUGGAAACAUGCGGCUAAACAUGGUUGGGAGCUUGAAAAAGAUGCCUGCCUUUUCAGAAACUGGGCUAUUCAUACUGGGAGGUACAAAGAAGGUGACGUACAGCCUGAUCCUAAAACCUGGAAGGCAAAUUUCCGCUGCGCCAUGAAUUCAUUGCCCGAUAUUGAAGAGGUGAAGGACAGAAGCAUUAGCAAAGGCUCCAGUGCAGUCCGGGUCUACAGGAUGCUGGAACCCUCAGCAAAGUCACAGAAAAAAGAAAAGAAGUCAAGGUCCCUAAAAAUCAAGAGUGCAAGGAAGUCACUGGAAGAUAUCAAAACAGAAGAGACUGCUGAAGCAACAAACAGCAUUCAGUUACCAGAUGACCACAGUGGCUACGUUCUUCCUAGUUACCCACCAGAGGAAAUGGAGGUGGGGAGCACUUUAGGACUCCCCACAAGUGACUUAAACAACCCAGACUGGAGGGAUUAUCAGUUGCCUGACAGCACAAAUGACUUGUACCCUUUCCAAGUGUCGCCUAUCACGUCCUCUUCUGAUGCAACUGAUGAGGAUGAAGAUAACUUUAGCCAACACAUUUACCAGCAGCUAUUUAACACCUCCGAUUGGCACCCAUCCAAUGUUGGCGACAAAGGAUUCCUAAUCAAUGAAACUGGCAUCCAAAAUCUCUGUUUUGACGUUACCUAUCAAGACCAGGAUGCAGCCAUUGAUACAACAAACUCAGAAAUAAUUCAAAUCGAUUCCAGAGGCAGCCUGAAUGUCUCUUUGUUCGAGUCGCUACGAUUGACUAGUUUGACCUCCAUACCUUGUGGCAUGUAGACUUCUUUUUUUAGCAAUAGGUCUUCAUUGUUUUAUUUCUGAUGUUUGUGAAACUGGCACAUCUGUGAGUUGUUAUCACUCUUCUCAAUGUUUAUCACUGAAAAGGCAAAGCCAAGAGGGCAUCAUCUGAGUGGAGGGGAAAAUAUCUUUGUAGUAUAACUGUGUGCUUGACUACAUCAUGAGCCAAUUAAGGGUGCAAUCCUAUGCAUGUUUAGACACAAAAUGGUCCUACAACUCCCAGCUUUUCCAAGCCAGCAUGGCUGGCUGGGGAAUGCUGGGACUUUUUCCUGUCUAAACUUGCAUAGGAUUGCACCCUAAGUUGUUGUUGCUGCUUUCCCCGCCCUAACUUGUUCAUAUAUUAAUAUGACUAGAGUUGUGUUUUAAGCAUACAAACUACAUGAAGAGGUGCUUUGCACCUGUAACAAAUUAACAAACAUUUUAAUCACAUCCAUAGCUUAUAUUUGUCAUCACUUCAUACCUGUGGAGAUGGGUAGAGCACUUUCUAAGUUUAAGGCAAUUAAUACAAUUACUCAUUUUUGCAUUUUGACCAGAUAUUUCCAUAGGGACUUUCUUGUCUUUUGAACAUCAGCCUCAGAUCUGAACCCAUUUUGUAAAUAUGUUUAGCUCGUUAAAAUGUGAAAAUCAGAUACAUGCUUUAUUCCGUAUAUUAGGCAUUCAGGAAUUUUACUCAUAGGACAUUCUGUGGGUUUCUGCAAGACAUGUUUCAGAUUGUCAUAUCACCUUUUUUCAGCUGGACAAUAUGUUUAGCCCUAUUUCAGUGCAGUGUAAUUUAAGGGCCAUUUACAUUGUGCUAUUAGCAAAAGCCAUCUGAAUUCAUAACAAAGUGAAUACUUCUUGAAAGGCUGCAAACGUUAUUGUCUUCUUGUACAUAAGUUUCUGUAUAUAAAAAGUUUACAAUUAUUUUAAUAAAAGUUUAUAUAUUUUG
This is a messenger RNA of Elgaria multicarinata webbii, 2251 nucleotides long. It is a transcript of the gene IRF1, whose product is annotated as interferon regulatory factor 1. Gene Ontology annotation, biological process: immune system process; regulation of transcription by RNA polymerase II. The record is from RefSeq and is a predicted model, not a curated record. NCBI's taxonomy places the organism in Eukaryota, Metazoa, Chordata, Lepidosauria, Squamata, Anguidae. The coding region runs from base 355 to 1305 and encodes 316 amino acids. Gene Ontology annotation, cellular component: nucleus. The transcript is spliced from 10 exons. Gene Ontology annotation, molecular function: DNA-binding transcription factor activity, RNA polymerase II-specific; RNA polymerase II cis-regulatory region sequence-specific DNA binding.